AUGGAUUUAACGUUAUUAUCUAGUGACAGUGACAGUGAUUUGGAAAUGCUAGCUCAAUUAUCCGACUGUAGUGAUGAAGAUGAAACCCAACGCCGCUCUCCAAAGAGAAUCAGAAGAGUGAAUUAUACGCAAAGUCUCGAUGACGGUGAUUUUACCUUUAGGUUUCGAUUGAACAAACAUGCGUUCAAUUCUUUAUUGUUAGAAAUAACCCCGUUAUUACGCGUAACUUCCACGAGAAAUUAUGGAGUAUCACCAUUGCAUCAACUUUUGUUGACUCUACGGUUUUAUGCACUAGGCACAAUGUUGAUAUCCGUAGCAGAUUUUGUUGGAGUUUCAAAAUCUACAGCAGGCAGAAUAGUGCGAGACACAUCAUUAGCAAUUGCCCAAUUAUAUGAUAAAUAUAUUUAUGUUCACCAAAGGAGUGCAGACAAAUUCUAUAGAAUUGCUGGAUUUCCUCGUGUGCUUGGGGCAAUUGAUGGCACACAUAUCCGCAUACAGUCUCCUUGCCAUUUAACAGGUGAAGAAUACAGAAAUCGCAAGGGUUACUUUUCUAUAAAUGUUCAAGGGGUUUGUGAUGCAGAUUUGAAAUUUAUAAAUGUUGUGGCUCGUUGGCCUGGUUCUACGCAUGAUGCAACAAUAUUUAAUAACUCUGUUCUGAGAGCUGAAUGUGAUGCAGGCCAAUUUGGAAAUCGCUGGUUACUUGGAGAUAGUGCCUAUCCUAACAGGCCGUAUUUAUUAACACCUAUUCUAAAUCCAGUUUCUGAAGCUGAACAUAGGUACAAUGAAAUUAAAACUAGAAAUACCAUUGAACGAGCAUUUGGAGUAUGGAAACGUAGGUUCCCUGUUGUAGCACUUACACUACGUUUGUCAAUACCAAAUAUGCAGGCAGUAAUAAUAGCAACAACAGUCCUACAUAAUAUUUGCAGAAAUCACAAUCUCACAGAAAUCCCCUCUGAAGUAGAACUACCGUCUAUUGACAACAGUACAAUGCCUCAUAAUGUUAUUGACGAUAUUCCUACAAUGCACCGGACUGAUAUAAUAAAUAACUAUUUUAGGACAUUGUAG
Messenger RNA from Parnassius mnemosyne (clouded apollo), 1065 nucleotides. Lineage: Eukaryota; Metazoa; Arthropoda; Insecta; Lepidoptera; Papilionidae. The record is from the annotation of a GenBank genome assembly.